GUUAAAAAGAGACAAAAAAAGUGGAUUCUCUCUAAGAAUGAUUUUUUUAUGCGCCCAAUGAAACUGAGUUGUUUUGAAGUCUCUUCGUGUGUUAACACAGUCUUUAUUCCCUCUUUAAUUGCAUAUGUGAUCUUGGGCAUUAAGAAUGACAACAAACAUCAAGUUAUAAGUUGUAACUGAAAAGUAGCUGGUGACAAAAAUGUGGAAUCAAGAUGGUCAUUCUGACUUUCAGAUUAAGAUUAAAACAGAACCAGUUGAUGAGCAAAUAGAUAAUGGUUACCAUGGUAAUACAGAUUAUAUGGGGGAUCAUUAUACUUUAAGUUACGGAGAUUUAUACCAUGAAAACAGUUCAACUUUUAAGAAUAAGGAUUUGGAAGGUUGUAACCAUAGCAAUACAAGACAAGAAAUAAUUAAUAAUGAUUCUGAUACAAAAGAUUGUGACAAUGGGAAAACGUGUGAAUUUAGUUCUGAGAUAAAGAAUUCUGGAAUCUCAAAUAAACAGUGUGGUGUGCCAUAUCCUGUCCAGUUGUGGAAGACUGUACAGCAUGACGAUGGUCAGGAGACCAGUAGGAAAAAAGAACCAGUCAGUGAAUUUGUAUCAACCAAUAAUAUGAAAAUGAAUUUGUCUCCACCUGAGUUCAAUAGCAUAAUUACCAAUUCAGCCUUUACCUCUACUGUUCAAGAAGAUAUCACAGAAAACCAAAGUAAAAGUAGAAACAGAAGAAAAAGGAAAGAAACAGUUAGGAGAUUGAAGACUUGUAAUAUUGACCAGAGUGAUGAGGAUGACACAUUUGGUUUUAACACUGGUGACACUUGUAAUUCUGGAGAAAAGACAUAUGACACUUGUAAUUCUGGAGAAAAGGCAUAUGACACUUGUAAUUCUGGUGAAAAGGCAUAUGACACUUGUAAUUCUGGAGAAAAGGCAUAUGACACUUGUAAUUCUGGAGAAAAGGAACAUGACAAAUGUAAUUCUGAUUGUCUUUUAUGUCAUGUGUGUCAAGUAGUAUUCACAGAUACCAAGGCACACUAUAUUCAUUUAAAAAAAUGUCUAUCAAGAAGGAAGUUAAAGAGAAAGAAAACAAAUACAGAACACAAAUGUGAUAUCUGUAGCAAAGUAUUUAAAGACAGACGUGGACUUGACAGGCAUGAAGUAGUUCAUUCUGGGGUUAAGCCUUACCAAUGUGCAAUUUGUGAAAGGUCUUACACUCAGAAAGGACAUUUACAACAACACCAGAGGAUGCACACAGACAGAGAAGAUCCAUGGGAAUGUGAAUAUUGUUUCAAGAUUUCACAAAGAUCAGAUAAAUACAACACUCAUAAAAACUUUCAUUUUCGGUCAAAAAACAUGCCAUAUCUUUGUAAUGCUUGUGGUGGUCAAUUCAAAGAAAAACCUGACCUAGUCAAACAUAUCAGAAAGCAUCGUAAUACAGAAUUAUAUUAUGUACAGGUUGUCAAAGAAUCCAAAUUGUCAGGUGAAAACAAACAAUGUUCCAAAUCUCCGCUGAAAAAGCCAAAGUUAAAGAAUUUAAAUGAAAGUGGUUCUGAAACUAAGAGUAACAAAGCCGUUGAAGGUAAAUUAGGAAAGUUUUUGUAUGUCUGUCAGCUUUGUAAGAAAGAAUUCAUAGACUGGACUACCAUUCAGCAACAUGUUAGUCGCCAUACUGGUGAACAAGUUUUAUUUACAUGCGAGACUUGCAGUAAACAAUUUGAGACAAUGAAUGACUAUACUGAACAUCAGAGUGAACAUGCUCCAGAUUAUCUGACGAAAUGUGAAAUUUGUGGAAAAUUUCUAAAUAGCAACACAGAUUUAUUGACCCACAAACACAUUCAUCAAGUUUUAUAUUCAUUUCCUCGACAGCAGCCUUCAAAUGGUGAUGUCGCACAGACAGAAACAACAGUUACUGAUGAAGUAGUUGGUGGAACUGAGGAACAUUCUGAUAGUAGUGAUCAUAAGGGAGACAAAGAACAAGAGGACAAUAGCUUACAAGAUAAAACAGAGGGUGAGCAGAAGAGUAAUUCAGUGGAUAAUGAUGACUCUAUGUACAAUCAAAUCUCUCAAUACAUGGUGGACAAUUGUCAUAUGGAGUCUAUUGUUGCUACCAACUUCCGUUAUAAUGUCCCUGUUACUGACCCCUCUUCAGAACAAGGGCAAGCAGACAAUACAUGUGAAGGUAAUCAGAGUGAAGGUGUUAAUGAAGAUGAUAAAAAAUUCAACAUGGCUUCUAAUCUGAAAAAUGCCAUUAGCACAAACGAAAGGAGAGGACAGUUCAUAUGCAAUGUGUGUGGUAUGAUUUUUGACAGAAUGAAUUUGUUCAGACUACAUGCAGCAUAUUGUGGAAACAUUGAUCAAAAGGUCAAAGUUCACAUUGUAGGAAGGAAGAAAAAAUAUGAAUGUCCAAUAUGUGGGAAGUUAUUCCCAGAUCGCCGUGGCAUUGAGAGACACGGAGUUGUUCAUUCAGGCAUCAAAGCAUAUGAGUGUGUUGUGUGUGGACGGUCAUACACUCAGAAAGGUCAUCUUGAACUGCACAUGAAGAAACACAGUGAUAAUUUCUUUGAGCGGUUUGAGUGUCCGUAUUGUUUUAAAAUCUUAGAAAAGAAGGAUAGAUUUGUAAUACACAAAGCUUCACACAUGUCAGAGUUUCCAUACACAUGUAACGUAUGUAACUCAUCCAUGAGGUCACUCCAGGACCUCUAUCAACAUUUCAAAACACAUGAGCAUCAUCAGUUUUACUUUGUUGAAAAUAAGAUAGGGUUAGGGACACCAGGAGAACAGGUACCAGAAGAUAGUACACCAAUAGAAUUGGUUACAAACGACAGUACACAUACAGUGCCACCUAUAGAAAUAUUUGAUUCUGACAAACUUCAAGAACUCUCCAACAGCCAGUUAAAGUUAAGAGAAGAAGGACAAUACUUGUGUGAUGAGAACCACUUUAUUUUUGUAUGUCAAAUUUGCCACAAACAGUUUCAGACUUGGCAAAUUAUGCUUGAACAUGUUGAUCGUCAUUUCGGUAUGACUCGUCAGUUUACAUGUGAGACUUGCAAUACAGCUUUUGGUACGGUGGAAAAUUUAAAAAAACAUUUAGAUGAGCAUAAGAAAGAUUAUCAAAAUAUGUGCACAGUUUGUAAAAAAUUCUUUUCAGAAGAAGAGGCAUUGAAAGAACAUUUUGUAAUUCACAAGAGAUUUGCACAGAAACGCUCUUUUUAUGUAAAGCAACCUAAUUUGACUAAAAAGCGACGUAAAUUAAAAGAGAAACAAGAUUCCCCUCUAAUAACCUCUCUUGAUCAUGCUGAUCAUGUACCAACUUUCAAUUUAGACAUGCUUAAAGCGUUGGAUAAUGUAUCUUGAUGUUAAUUUAUAAAAUGAAAAUUUUAAGAUAAUAACUCCUUUGAGGAUAGGCUGGAGUUGACAGAUGAUUUCAGUCUAUUGAUUUGUAAACUUGUCUUGCAGAUCGUUUUUCUGGCGGAUUGGCUUUUAAGAGUUAUUGUCCUAAAAUGAUCGUUUUUUUCCAUUUUAUGUGUUUUUCACUUAAAUUUUGAAUACAAUAUAAAUAGAAGAUUACAAAUUUUAGACGGCAAAAAUGAUCAGCAAUUUGCCCUUUUUUGGUGUUUUGACUACAUUCUUGAAAAAAACACUUAUAAGCCGUCAAGAUUGAUAAGACAAGAUUUACAAUUAGGUCAAUAUGAGUGCAGUGUUAAAUGAUCUCUUUAUCCUAUUGUUCCAAAUGAAUAUUUUUACCCAUUUUCCAAUAUUGCGAAAAGCCAAAUAUCUUGAAACUUAUAAUUAAUUUGUUGAUAUUAAUAUCUGUCAUACAGAUGGUACCAUACACAUUGACUAAUAUUGAUUUGGCUCCUUUAAUUUUCAUAAAAUUUUGACAAAAUAUUUACUUUGACCUGUUGA
Molecule: messenger RNA, 3898 nt
Organism: Mytilus trossulus (common blue mussel)
Lineage: Eukaryota; Metazoa; Mollusca; Bivalvia; Mytilida; Mytilidae
Product: zinc finger protein 62 homolog
Exons: 5
Coding region: 200-3346 (1048 amino acids)
Biological process (GO): regulation of DNA-templated transcription
Molecular function (GO): DNA-binding transcription factor activity, RNA polymerase II-specific; RNA polymerase II cis-regulatory region sequence-specific DNA binding
Source: RefSeq, a predicted model, not a curated record